AUGCCACGACCAGGACAUCAGAUCUACGAAGAAGAAAUGAUACUGAAGAGUCAUGGAUUCCCUGUGUGGUAUGGGGAUCCAUACGGAAGGGCCGAGAUUGAGAUAGGCGACAUCGGAUACAUGAGCGAAGGAAAAUUUAAGCAUGUCAUGAAGUGCAACUUCGAUUUCGAUGAAUUGGUAACCAACCCUGUCAUUUUCAAUGGUCCUAUUUACUCCCUGAGCCUCGAGCGACGAGAAGUAGGCGCCGAGGCUGGAGUAUCGGCACCGCCAGGUGCGGGUGUGAAGAGUCGUAUUUCAUUGACCUCAUCCCGCAAUACGUGUGCCAUGUUGAACGUGGAGGAGGGUGUUGCAGACGACACCUCUUGCUCCGACGUUGACAAGAUGGCUGUAGGAGAAAUAUUUCUCCAAAAUGCCAGGAAAUGGAUUGCCGAAGCUGUCAAAGGGCGUCGGCUUGCGGGCAACAUUUCUAUUGAAAGGCUUAUACUUGUCACAGGAUUCUAUAAAUCUGCGAACUGGGAAGCAGCUGCUUUGUCUUCGUCCUCGUACACAACGAACUUGAGCUUCACGAUCGAAAUCAGCCAAGCAGAGGGAGGAAUUUCACUUGAUUGGAAUUCUGUCCAGCAUCUCAGCCCUGACUAUUCAACUGGACAUCGCCACCCGUCUCAACUUCCUUCUUCCCUUCAAUUUUUGCGCGGAUCAUCUGAUAUUCGACCUCAUGUAUCGUUUGAAAAGUGUUGCCAUCAGCAUGCUGACCGAACCCAAUGCAUAUUCUUGCGGGGGUUUCGAAUUCGUGAACGCCUGGGACGAAAGGACCAGGUUGUUAAACUAUCUGCAUCGGAAGACUCGGAGUCAAAGUUGACGUUGCGCGAACGCUUCAUGCGAUUUGUGAAUACCGAUAGCAAGACUUCCAAACCACACAGUGGCGAAUCAUCUCAGAGAAGCGCCUCAGCGUACAACUAUCCAGCGUACAACUAUCUGGAGGCCAUUGAAGAAUCUCCUGAUAAUUCUUUUUGUGACCAGCUCUACGACACAGUUGCUAUCAAAAAGUUCAUGGAGAAUGACUCAGACCUCAUAUUGGUUCACGACGAUGAACUGAUUGGGAUAUUGAAAAGAGAUGCAGCAGCUCUGGAUUCUGAACCAGGCAGCUCAGAUGAACGACGAGCAGUGUGCCAGACCUUGUAUGAUCGAGCCAUUGGCGAGCUGAAGAAACCCGAUCUCAAGCCUGAGAAUAAGUUUCAACUCCUCAACAACACAGUAGACAUCCUGGGGAACAUCCUGAGGGACGGUCCCCAUUUUGACCUCGAUCCACAUUCAAACCUCAGUCCACAUUUGAACCUCAGUCCCUCAAUCGAAAUCCGUCCUCUCAUAUCAGACCUUGGACGGAGCAAAGAAAAAGGCCACCAGGAGGCAGCACAACAGUUUCUGGACCAGCUUACAGAUCCUUCCAUCUUCAUAUUGAGUGGACACACAAGUACGGUCUGCUCUGUCACAUUCUCGCCUGACAACAGGCGCAUAGCCUCAGGUUCCAACGAUCGAACAGUUCGCAUCUGGGAUGCGGAGACGGGCAAGCCAGUGGGAGAGCCAUUCCAAGGACAUGGUCGGAUCAUGUCUGUUGCAUUCUCGCCUGAUGGCAAGCACGUAGUCUCGGGCUCAGUUGACCAGACAGUUAACAUCUGGGAUGUGGGGACGGGGAAGCCAAUGGGAGAGCCAUUGCGAGGACACACAGAUUCAGUCUGCUCUGUCGCAUUCUCGCCUGACAGCACGCGCAUAGCAUCAGGCUCAUUAGACCAAGCAAUUCGCAUCUGGGAUGCGACGACGUGGAACCUAUUGGGAGAGCCAUUCCGAGGACACACAAAGGGGGUCAGGUCUCUCGCAUUCUCGCCUGACGGCAGAAGCGUAGUCUCGGGUUCGGACGACCAGACAGUUCGGAUCUGGGAUGUGGAGACGGGAAAGCCACUUGGAGAGCCAUUUCGAGGACACACAAAGAAUGUCAACUCUGUAGCAUUCUCGCCUGACGGCGAGCGCGUAUUCUCGGGCUCGUUGGACGGGAUAGUUCGGAUCUGGGAUCCGAAGACGGGAAAGCAACUGGGAGAGCCAUUUCGAGGACACACAAAGGAUGUCGACUCUAUCGCAUUCUCGCCUGACGGCGAGCGCGUAGUCUCGGGCUCGUUCGAAGGGACAGUUCGGAUCUGGGAUGCGAAGACGGGGAAGCUGGUGCGAAAGCCAUUCCAAGGACACACAGAUGGGAUCUUGUCUGUCGCUUUCUCGCCUGACGGCAGGCGUGUAGUAUCAGGCUCGUACGACCAGGCAGUUCGGAUCUGGGAUGCAGAAAAACAGUGGGUCCCUGAACCAACCUUGAACACCCUUGAUGUCACUACUAAACCGGCCUUGGACGCUGGCAAGGGCGUUCAAGAUAGUGGCAAGGGUAGUGGCCAAGGUAGUGGCAAGGGUGUCAAAGGUUGA
Molecule: messenger RNA, 2463 nt
Organism: Laccaria bicolor S238N-H82
Lineage: Eukaryota; Fungi; Basidiomycota; Agaricomycetes; Agaricales; Hydnangiaceae
Exons: 6
Coding region: 1-2463 (820 amino acids)
Molecular function (GO): protein binding
Source: RefSeq, a predicted model, not a curated record